Molecule: messenger RNA, 1551 nt
Organism: Syngnathus typhle (broad-nosed pipefish)
Lineage: Eukaryota; Metazoa; Chordata; Actinopteri; Syngnathiformes; Syngnathidae
Gene: morn3
Product: MORN repeat containing 3
Exons: 6
Coding region: 342-1040 (232 amino acids)
Source: RefSeq, a predicted model, not a curated record
CAUAUUGCCGCAGACCAGGACGCUUCUGAGCAUGCGCACAACCUCGGAGCGCAACUAACUUGUGUCGCAGUCAUCAAAUAAGUUCACUUCAAAAUCAAAUUGCCACGAAAAACAUAAAACGUGAAUGAUUUGAAAAAUCUUUUUUUUUUUAAAGCGCACAAUCAUUGCAAACUCUUGACGCAAUUCUGUUGCUGGGAUACAAGGAAUGUCCUCCCGGCUCCAAACAAGCUUGCAGAGAAAAAAAGGUGGACCAACCAACCCAAAUCGAGUCUAUCUGCAAAUCUGGACGAAAGAAGGCUGAUUUCCGAAUAGUCCUUUGUCCUCCGCUCAAUCAUCAUGUUAUGCGCCUUUGUAGCAGCAUGCCAUUCCCGAAAGCAGUUGGAAUCAACCCGUCCCGUUCAGCCGCGCUGCAAAAUAAGUCCAGCAAAUGCGGAACGCGCGCGACGGUUUUCUCCGUCAACGGAGACGAAUACACCGGCGAGUGGCUCAACGACAAGAAGCACGGGAGGGGCAUUCAGGUGUGGAAGAAGUCCGGGACCCUUUACAAUGGCGAGUGGAAGAUGGGAAAACGCCACGGAUACGGCACCUGCAGUGUACUCGGAGCGAACGCCCAAAAGUACUGCGGUCAAUGGAUUAACGGGAAGAAGCAUGGUCACGGUAUUUACUUUUACGACAAUUGCGCGACGUACGAGGGCCAGUGGAGCGAGGGCCAGCGGAGCGGUUGGGGGACGAUGUUCUUUGACGACGGCGACGUCUACGAGGGAGAGUGGAUGAAGGAUAAGGAGCAUGGACUCGGCAUCCGUCGCUAUGCAAACGGCAACUGGUACGAAGGUUCCUGGAGAGAGGGCAAGAAAAGCGGCAUGGGGAAAUUGUUCUACUGUGACAAAGGGCAGCUGUACCGGGGCCUCUGGGUGCGAGGGGAACCCAGAUGCGGGACCGUGGAGGACUUGCGGCCCGCAAACUCUCCCAUUCCACAGGUCAAACUAGUGGAUGUGCAGAUGGUUCUGCAAGAAGCCCAGCGGGCUCACUUUGAUUGUUGAGGUCUGAAAGAAACUUUGGUUCCAAAACAAAUUCAACUCAUUUGUAUGAUUUUCCUAAGAGGCACUGGAGCGGCUGCUUUAUUUUUCCCGGUGCUCAAAAUCAGCCGGAAGACAUUUCCAGUCGCUUGGACACACCAACACUAUCAGACUGUUACACAUUUGGAGGGAAAAAAAAAAGUCCAGUGUAAAAAGUGGCGCUGACCCCAAGUGGUAGAGGUCCCUUUUUUCUUUUGGGCCCAUCGAGCCAGAUGAGAUGUACAAAUAAAACAGUCAUCAAAACGACAAUAAAGUCCAAGUGCAAUUUAAAACCGAUUCAUUAUCACGCCUAAUUGAAAAGCAGCAGGCAAGAGUUCGUUCCAGUGAUUUAGGAGAAAAGAACCCCAAAAAAAAUCACAGUUAAGACUUGAAAUUUCAAGUUUGGGGUAAUCUGCCAAUUCAAGAUUCUUCAAAUGAGGUCCGUCACAACACAGCCGAGAGCUCAUGAAGGAAAGGCGCCGUCCGUCUUUCUCAA